AUGGACAUAGCAUUGAUUGUGAAUGUUGGCGUAAACAAGGACAUCACAAUCUCGGGACGCCGCUGGCACCAGUCUGAGGUCACAAGAUGCGAUGGGAUUAUAGAGACCAAGUCACACAUGCACAAGAAGGAACCGCUGAGAAGCCUUACGCUAGGCAGUAGUUCUAGCAAGGCACCUGAUGCGUGGAAAGAUGAAGUUGUGGCUCUAGGUCUUUCCAAGGCGAAGUGGCGUAAUUACGCCGACGCGUUCUUCGUGGCUCUAGGUCCACUGUUAAAGCCCGUUUAUGGGAGAUGCCUGGCUGGUCUAGAGGAUGACAUGGCUAGAUUUAUAGUAAUCGGUACAUACUUAUUAGUCAGAAUGUAUUCCAGCGGGUGGAUGAGUGAUGGUACCGUGCAAAUAUGGAAUGCGCACAUCCGCCGCACGCUUUUCCUUUGCCAGCUCCUACAGAGAGAGAGCUAA
Molecule: messenger RNA, 459 nt
Organism: Bipolaris zeicola 26-R-13
Lineage: Eukaryota; Fungi; Ascomycota; Dothideomycetes; Pleosporales; Pleosporaceae
Exons: 7
Coding region: 1-459 (152 amino acids)
Source: RefSeq, a predicted model, not a curated record